This is a messenger RNA of Pocillopora meandrina, 17802 nucleotides long. The record is from the annotation of a GenBank genome assembly. Lineage: Eukaryota; Metazoa; Cnidaria; Anthozoa; Scleractinia; Pocilloporidae.
AUGAAAAUUCGAUAUUGUUGUUCACUUGCACGACCUUUGCGACUCUUAAAGGUGUCGCUGCUCAGCGGUUUCUGUCGUCAGAAGAAGACUUUCAACAUGGCGAUGGGUGAAGGCGAUUACAAGGACUUUGGACCUCUGGUUGGAGCUAUCGACCAAGGAACUUCCAGCAGUAGGUUCUUGGUGAGUUGCACAUCAAUUAAGUAAAGGACUGAGUUCAGUUUUGCAUGUAAGCAUCGUUCCUUUUACAAUCAAAUUACAACUAUGGUCCGAAACUGGCGGAUACUGAGUAGUGCAGUGUGUGAUAUGGGUGUCACAAGAUCUUUUUCAUCGUGUCUCGUGCAAAUGUGAAACAACUCGAAAUCUCUUCUAGAUAAUGUCAUAUUCCGCCAGAUUUCUCAUAUGAGAUCAGUUCCAUCAGACAAACUGGAAAUCAUGCAAUAAAUAUAAGUCUAGGCUUAUAUUAGUAGUUGUCUUCAAAACGCGCUGCCUUUCCGGAUUCCAACGUGAAUUUACAAUAUAAACAUUCCUUCGUGAUCUAGUUCUGAAGGCAAACAAUUAAUUAUCCCUUGGGAGUUGUAACCCAGAAAAACCUCUCAAAAUUCCAGUGUUCAUCCUCAAGAUUAGAUUGCAAAUCAACUGAAAUCAAGGAAGGGAGUUUUCAGCCUGCGAGAUUAAAAUUGUUACGAACAGCCUUGAAAUACGAUUCAAGCAAUCGAGCUGUAGAUUUAAACACUGUUUGAACGAUACUGCAGCUUGUUAUUUUUAGUUUUUACGGCAUAACUUUUUGGUUUAUUAAUUUAGUGAGGCAUUUAUUUCUACUUAACUUUUCCAGGGGUCAAAGGCUAUCGUAACAUAUACACACCCAGUUUUAUUGCAUUAGACGACUCGGUCAAAAAACAUCUGCAUGACUCACAGGCUUACAGUUAAGCUUCUAAUGUAAACUGAUUUAGGUGUCAAUUCUAGGUAUAAUCUGGGUGUGAAAUCUUUUCAAUAAGUAUUUCUGAUAGAAUUUAAUGUUGGUGUGCUAAUUAAGUAAAUUUCAAAAAGGGAAUCUCUACAUGUCCGCCAGUGGGACAGUUUUUUUUUUUUUUUUUUUUUUUUUUUUUUUUUUCAACACUCUGUAUUUGGACAUCAGAAAUGUCAAGCAAUUUCAAAAUUACUUUGGUUUUUUUAGUGGAUAAAUAUUCUGAGCUUGUGCACACCAUAAAACUGCUAGGUUUUCAACACUUAGAAAAUAAAGUGGAACCUGUUUUAAGCAGCACUGUAUUAAGCAGUCACCCUGUAUUAACUGGCUGGGUUUUUAAGAUCCAAAAUUUCUUCCACUCAAGUACUGUAAUUUCACUAGUAUAAAGCAGUUGUGGUCACCCUUAACUUUUUAACUCCCAAGAUCUGAUUGUCUAUUCUCCCUUCUAGCUCAUAUACAUUUCCUUAUAAAUUAUUAACGAGAAUUUGGCAUUAAAUCAAGAUAACAACUUCUACCUGAUAAGUUUGAGUAUUCUCAUCACCUGUUUCCUGGAUAAUGAAUGAAUACUAUAGGGAGUUAAAGAGUUAACUGAGUCCUUGCAGCCUGUUUGUAUUGUCUCCAUCUGUGUUAAAUAGUCACUUAAUGCAGGACCAGCCCAAAUAAAACACAAAACAAUGUCUGAAAUCGAAAUUAUUCUGUGUUUAUUUCUUUAAAUUAGUAUAAGCACUUUGAAUUCAAAUAUCCUCAAUGUAUUGCAGAUUAUCUUUCUUCUUAGUACGGUAAGGACAAGAUGGUGUUUUUUAUUGUGUUUGACCUCUUCUCUUUGGAACCUGUAUCUAGCAGUCAACCUGUUUUAACCCUUUAACUCCCUCGAGUGAUCAAGACAGAAUUUCUCCUUACAAUAUCAAUACAAUUUCAACCAGAUAAGUGAUGAGAGUAAAGAAAAAUAUCAAUUUAGGGAUAAUUAGUUGAUCCAAUACUAAAUUCUCCAAACUAGAAUUAUGAGAAUUGUAUGAAUGACAAUAAGGAGAAUGACAAAUUUGAUCUGGGAGUUAAAGGGUGCAGCAAUCACCCUGCCAUUCCCUGUGGGUGACCACAUAAUACAGGUUUGACUGUAUAUCUAACCUAGCAAUUUUAUGUUAUACACAAGCUCUGAAAGAAAUUGGUCCACUUGCUUGGAAUUUCCAAGCAAACAUCUGUGAUAGAACCUGCUGCUAGACAUGUAGACUUAGUGUUCAAAAAAACAUUGAUGAUAUUACUUUAUUCUACUGGAUCCCAAAUUUGAAAUUUGCCAUUUAUUGCAGCUCUUUGCAAGUAAAACUGCAGAACUACUUGCCUUUCACCAAAUUGAGGUUGAAAGUGUCUAUCCUAAGGAAGGGUAAGUAUUUCAAUGCCACUCUUAAUUACCUCUUCAAAGAUAACAACAUUUUUUACAUAUACCUGGUAGAAAAAAUAAAACACAGGUGCUAAAUGUACAGGUUUUAGAAUCUUCUAUAUUGUGAAAGAAAGAAAUUUGGUUGAAAUACAUCACCCCAAACUAAACUGCGACCAUUAGGCAAUUACCAAUUUGGUAACCUGUGCUUGGGGUGACUGAGGCUACCCAUCUAGUAACUUGAUGCUUAUGGUCUUAAGUUAGACAAAGACAAACAUUUUCCUAAAUAUUGUUAAUGCCUAACUCCCAAGAUCUGAUUGUUAAUUCUCCCUUCUAGCUGCCACACUUUUCCAUAUAAAUUAGUUUUGAGAACUGGAUGUUAGAUCAAGAUAGCAACUUCUGCUUGAUGAGUUUGUGUAUUCUCAUUUCCUGUUUACUGGAUAAUGUAUGGAUAUUAUUGAGAGAAGUUACUCAUUAAUCUCUUGUGGGAGUUGAAGGAUUAAAACCAAUGUGAGUAUUUUUCACCAAUUUUCUGAGUAUCAAGCUGAAAUAUUUCCUAAGAGGCUUUUUUUUUCCUGGUAACUAAACUUCCUUUUGUGAAGACCAUUUUAUAAUUUGGGUUUCGCAGCGGGAACUUUGAAAAGAUUUAAGCUUGGAGUAUUGUAAUGUGAAAAAAGUUAAUGCUUAGGGAUAUUCUUAAAGUACAAAAGGACUCAUUGAAAGUUUUUUGUUAUCUUUCACUUAUUUUUAUGUUGCUCCCACUGAGUUAUAGCAGAUUAUUUUCUGAGAUAGCAGGUUACAAGUACUCUCAACACAGCCCUUAUUAACUAACAAAGUGUGAUAUUGAUCAUCUAAUGAUUGUUACAGAUGGGUGGAGCAAGAUCCAAAGGAAAUUUUAUCAUCUGUGUAUCAUUGUAUGGAGCAGACACUUCACAGCUGCAAAGACUUGAAAAUCAACCCAGCUGAUAUCAAAGGUGAUCAACAUAAAUAUUCACAUUAUAUAUCCUUGGUUAUGCAGCAAACUCAGACUAUUUUGACCUCUGAUCUUAUCCGUAUCUCAGUGGCAGAGGGAUGGUAUGAUCCUUUGAACCCUAAGAGUGACUACCAUCUAAUUUCUCUACAUAAUAUCACCCUUAAAUAAAAAAAAAUCACGGUCAAAAGAAUAAAGGAAAUGAGCACCAACUAAACAAGCUCUUGAUUUCUUUGAUUUUUUUCGGGCCUUAUUUCAACUACUAGUUCAUUGGUGUUUAUAGCUGUGAGGAUCGUUUAUAUAUUCGUUUCUUCAACUGCAGCACACAUAUAUGAUUUUCAUAUAUUUACAGCCAUUAUUCACCACUUGGAAGGUUUAUUCAGAUCCAAUCUAAUGACCAGCUCCCAGUUGGCUUGUUAGCUCAGUUGGUAGAGUACUGCACCGGUAUUGCAGAGGUUAUGGGUUCAAAUCCCAUAUAGGCCUGAAUUUUUUUCAUGCCUUGUUUCAGCUACUAGUUCAUUAGUGUUCAUAGCUGUGAGGAUUGCUUCUAUAUUUGUUUCUUCAGCUGCAGCACACAUAUAUGAUUUUCAUAUAUUUACAGCCAUUAUUCAAGCUCUUGAUUGUCAAACAAAUUCUCCUUUUCAUCACCUAAGGAAAUGUACAAAGAACAGUAUGGAGAAUUUACAAACUGAGUUUAGGGUGUAAAGGGAGAAUGUUUUUCUUAUCUUGUCAUGAUGAGUGUGGGACAAUGAAAAAAUUUUGACUCCUUGUGAGAAAUGGAACCUCAGACAUUGGGACAUGGCCCUCUGACACUCUACCACUGAGCCACAGAGACUCUUUAGUGAUAAACAUCAUUGCAAGGUUGUAGUAGUAUUUAUUUUCACCUUAACCCUUUAAACCCUAAGAGUGACUAGCAUCUAAUUUCUCCUUACAAUAUCACCUCUGAAUCAUACAUUGAGAUCAUGAGAAUAAAGGAAAUGAUCACCAGCUAACAAAGCUGCUAAUUGUUACACAAAUUCUCCUCAGUAGCACCUUUAGAAAUGUAUAGAGAGCAGUAUGGAGUAUAUGCAUAGUGAUCAAUGUUAGGAUGUAAAGGGUUAAUCAAAUUUCUCUAACAGUUUGGCUUUGUCCUUACCUCUGAGUUGAGAGAGGAACCUUGAGAGUUCAUUUUUUCAGAAAGAAAAAUAUGGCACUAGCCUGGGCCUAAAACUUUGGUGUGGAGUCCAGGGGCCAGUUUCUUAGGAGUCCCAGUAACUGAACCCAUUACACCCUAACAUCAGUAUGCAUAUUCUCCAUACUACUCUUUAUACAUUUCCUAAGGUGCUGACAAGGAGAAUUUGUUUACCAUCCAAAGCUUCUUUCACUGGUGAUCAUUUCCUUUAUUCUCAUGACCUUAACGUGUGAUUCAGGGUUGAUACUGUGUGAAGAAAUUUGAUGCUGGUCACUCUUAGGGUUUAAGGGGUUAACAGGCCUGAAGCCCUUUUUUAAAAGCAAAAUUUAAAGAAGAAAGAAGAAGGUUCUUGCACCCUGACCAGAUCAUUUUGUUUCUUUAGUUUUUGGUUCUAUUGUAUAAUAAUUUUAAAAAGUUUUGAAACCCCUAUCUUGAAUGAAAAAAGAACAACUUUACUGGCCUGUCAAGUUACGGCAAAUUUGAGAAAUAGGCCCCUAAACACUAUGUAUUUGACUGUAUUGACUGCCUUCAUGGAACUUUACUAUUACUUUGUGAAACAAAACAAAUUUUGUUCCUUGUGAUAGUAAUAAAAUUAAUGUGAAAGGUAAGACAAUGAUUGAACACUGCAUUCUCCAGCUAAGUGGAAGAAGGAUUUAUUCCUAAUCAUUAAACUUGAAUGCCUUUUUCACAUUUCUAUGAAUUUUCAUAUUGACAUGUGGCUCUGGGAGUGAUAUAUUUCUUAUUAAAAUUCUUAAUUUCUUAUUCUGUUUUAUUUUUCACAGCUGUUGGAAUUACAAAUCAGAGAGAAACAACAGUGGUUUGGGACAAGGUCACUGGGGAACCACUUCACAAUGCUAUAAGUUAGUAUGAAUGCUUUAUAAAUUAAUCUGUUGUUCCAGAAUUCCAUGUGACAUUUCACAAAACAUUUUCUGUAUUUCCACCACGUCAGGAAAUUACCUUUGGACUUCCAAUUUUCUGAGAUGUUUUAAGCUAUGGAAAAGCACCUUCCCUUAAAAUUCCAUUUUGGUCUUUCAUUAGGUUGGAAGUGGAGGGGAACAGCUCUUUGAUGUGCAUCUGUUGUCUUCAGCUAGUGGCAAUUACAUUAUCUUCUUUAAGUCUAUUAACCCUUUAACUCCCAUGAGUGACCAAGACAGAAUUUCUCCUUACAAUAUCAAUACAAUAUCAACCAGAUAAGUGACGAGAAUAGAGAAAAAUAUCAAUUUGGGGAUAAUACGGUGAUCCAAUAAUAAAUUCUCUGAACUAACACUGUAAGAAUUGUGUGGUUGACAGUAAGGAGAAUGACAAAUUUGAUCUGGGAGUUAAAGGGUUAACCCUUUGACUCCCAGAAGUGAUUAACAUGUAACUUCUCCUUGUAGUAUACAGGUUAUGAGAAUAUUCAAAGUUGUCAGGUAUAAGCCGUCAUCCUGAUCUUACACCAAAUUCUUCUAACUAAUUUACAAUGAAAUGUGCAGUAGCUAGAGGGGAGAAUUAAUGAUCAGAUCUUGGGAAUAAAAUUCUUGAAGACAAUUGAUGGUGUAAAUAGUGUUUACUUUUGUCAACAAAGUACAAAUUUAUAUGAAUUUAUCUAAAUUUGCAGUUUGGCUUGACACAAGGACAAAAUCAACUGUGGAUCAGUUUGAAGCAAACACCCCAGAAAAGACUAGAGAACAUGUCAGAGUAAGUAUAUUUUGGAGGUGGGGGAUGGGGGGGGAUAAUUUGGUUUCAUCAACUAAGUUGAUGAUGUUAAUUGGCCACCAUAAAGAGUUUCUAAAGAUUUCCAGAUUUUUGAGAUGAGAAAGAUGAGUAUUAUUCUUUCCAGAAUUUGGCGCUGUAAAUGAAAUUUUCAAUGAGUGCUAAACUCUUCCAACAACUAGCUGUUAUCAAGAAAAAGUUAAUAAAUUUAAGAAAGCAUUUGAUAUCCACCACUUACAGUAACUACAGGUUUUUAUGUGCCAAAUCCACCAUUUGAAGAGUUAGUUUUUGUUCAGAAAGAAAAACCAGAGAUUCUGGAGGAAAACCUUUUGAGUAAGAACAAGAAAGAACUACAAACUUAACAUGAUGCCAGGUCUGGCAGUUAAACCCAGGUGACAUUACCUAGAGACAAGCACACUGAUGUAUAACUUUGCCUACUUUACCUCAAGCUUGUGUGUAAAUUUAAAUUUUGUUGCAGAAAUGAUUUUGCUGUGGUUAAUUUUAUUUUGUUGUAGGCAUUGUGUGGCCUUCCUAUCAACACUUAUUUCAGUGCAGUGAAGUUAAAGUGGUUGAUUGACAAUGUUGAGGCAGUGAAAAAGGCUGUGGAAGAAGACAGGUGUCUGUUUGGGACUGUGGACUCAUGGCUGAUUUGGGUAAGUCUAGGUUUCCAUUAUCUGGGGGUCCUGCAUUCAGUAGAUGUGAUUUAAUAGGGCCAUUGUUCUCAAAUAAUAAUUAUUGACUAUUUUUUUCCUUCAGAACAUGACUGGUGGUAAAAAAGGGGGCUUGCAUAUCACUGACAUUACAAAUGCCUCACGAACCAUGCUUCUCAACCUGAAGACGCAAAGUUGGGAUCCAUACUUGUGCAAGUAUGUUUGGUAUUUUUCACCUACAGGGUCGUUAUUCAUGAAACUGCAAGAAUCUGCUGAGUUUUUCUGGUAGAAGAAUUUGAAGAAAAUUCAUCAUGUUAAAACAGUAUUGAGUCCCAUUUGAGUGACACACAGUAAUGGUUGCAUAUUCCAGGAAUACUUGCUGAAGCACUUAUGACUGUCGAGUAGCAUUCACUUACGUAUUAGCAUCAACCAACUUUUUUUCUUUCUAACUUGUUACAUUUUAUUGAUUGUUGUUUUCAGAUUCUUCAGCAUUCCAAUGUCAGUUUUACCAACUGUGAAAAGUUCCUCAGAAAUAUAUGGGAAACUUGUAAGACAAUUAAAGUAACAUUGAUUAUUAAAACCCAAAUUUAACAAACAUAUUUUAAAAUAAUUUUCAUCUAGUUUUGGAGAGGCUGAUAAUAUGAAAUUCUUGACAAUCUAAUAGCUUAAUAUUUGUUUCAUUUUGACAUAUACUUUUUAAAGGUAGAGUCAAAGUUUUCUUUUUUUUUCUUUGGAGCAAACUGUGACCAGAGUUGAAGUGAUCAUAAUUUUUUUCUUUCUGGAGUAAACUUCUUUCUAAGCAUAAGUGAUUGUUAUGAAGUUGUAAUUUUUCUAUUUUCAGGUUGAUGGUCCUCUCAGUGGAGUCCCAAUAUCAGGGUUUGUUUUUUUAUUUUUUUUAUACCCUCUCACUCCCAAGAGUGACCAAGAAGUAAUUUCUCCUUAUGAUAUCAGUUCAAUAUCAAGGAGACAGGUGAUGAGAAUCAAAGAAAAUUAUCAAGAAGGAGGUAUCAUAUGAUUCAACACCAAAUUCUCAGCACUUAAAUAGAAAAGAAAUGUAUGCCAGACAGAAAGGAGAAUUAGUAUUGAGAUCUAGGGAGUUAAAGGGUCCCUUGUUAUAAUCACAAAUUGUUUGAUUAAUCAGCACUACCACAAUUUUCUCAUGAAAAAAAGGCAAUCAUUCAUCCACAAGACAUUAUUUUGUUAACAUGUAAGAUUACUGCAGCAGAUGGCCUCUGAAAGACAGACAAGAUUUGUCACAACAACAGCUGACAACAAGAAAAAAAUGAGUUUAUUCUAGAUAGUUUUCUACCAGUAGUAAAGAAAAAUGAGAAUUGUAUGGCAUGUAGGAAGACAGCAUCUUCAAACAUAAUUUAUAAAAAACAAAUAAAGAGAAUAAUUUUGAUUUGAUAUUAUUUUUUUCACAAUAGUGCCUUGGUGACCAGCAAGCAGCAUUAGUUGGACAACUGUGCUUUAAUCAGGGAGAUGCCAAAAACACGUAAGUUCUGGAAAGUUUCUUCUUUGUCCUGUCAAGGUGCCCUCGGUAGAGAGGGGUGAAUGGGGUAUAACUAAAUUCUGCAUUUGAGUCAGGUGGCUCACAAGGUGCCAGAACUUAUCUAGGUUUCUGUAGCAUGAAGCAAUAAGAGAGGGCAAGCCACAGUGAGAGUAAAGUGCCUUGCUUAAGAACACAAUGAACAUGCCUUGUGCAGCAUGCCAACCAGAAGGUAACUGCGACAUCCUUGGCAUGGUUGAGGGGAUCUCUCCCAGAACACCUUAAUGAGGAAGAGGACCAGUGGCUGGGAGCAUAAGAGAAUAGGGGAACAGCAGAGAAGAAGUUGGAAAGCAGAAACUUUAUGGCAGUCCAAAGUAGUAGGGAAAUGCAUAAAUACAAAUAUGGACUCAUCAUUAGUGUGCAUUAUUUCCCAUUAGAAGGCAGGGUGCAAGAGAUAAGAGAACAGAAAUCAAGAGAUUUUGCUUCCUUUUCCUUGUCCCUACCUUUAAGAAAGCUCUCAAAUAAAAUCACUCAUCACUAAUUGAAAAAUCUACAUAAUCUUGUGGGAACAAAUGUUGUUGGGUCACUGUGAUUGAGUCACUAUAUGAUUUAACUAGUUGAUAGUGUUUUCCACAAUCACGCGCUCAGUCAUUACAUUACUGUCUGUCUUUUUUUUCUACACAGCUAUGGCACUGGAUGUUUUCUUCUCUACAACACAGGACAAGAGGUAACAAAAUCUGCUUUGUCACAAUUUCAGAGAAAAUAAUUAAUUUAAACCAGGGCGUGAAAUUGCACCUAAUACAGAUGCCAAUGCGACUAAAUUUUUUACUUUGGCGACCAAAUCCUGAAAAUUAGUUUCCAAAUUGGCAACUAGAAUGCUUCAUCAUAACCUUACCUAGAGAUAUAGUGAAUUAAAAAGAUUUGCAAAGAUAAAUCCACAACAAACUUCCUUGUUAGGUUUAUGUCCCAAAUGCAGCACAUGCAUCUCGAUCAAUAACUAGAUGCAAUCUUUGGUUUAGGUGAGCUUGAACGUUGUAUAUCAUCCACCCUGGUGUCCACUUUGUAGCACGUUAAAGAUCUUUUUCCUAACUUAAUUUUGGAGGGUCUAUCUAGAACGCUGACAGCGUAAAAAAAAGGGUUUUGUUUGUCUUUAAAAAUGGCGAUGAACUUUUUUUGAAUUGGCUACCACUUUGAAAAAUUUGGGAGCCAAGUGGCUAUCAGAAAAAAAAAAUUAAUUUCAUGCCCUGUAAACCCAUCUUUAUGUUCUAUUUUUAUUUUUAAAGGGAGUGAAAUUGAGGAAGGGGUAUCAUAGCUCAUACACCAUGAUGAAUAAACUGAUUAAAACUUUUUCGAAUUAUUUUAUAAAAUGAUCCAGCUCUAAUAAUCAGUGCCAGCCGCCUCCACAUAACCAUGAAUAUGGGGAUUUUUAACAAAAAUUACAGAAUGUAUGAUAUACAGAGUGAAACUGAAGCACUAUCUAUGGACAAAACAUGAAUGUGGUGGUGACCAUUCUCUAUGUUAUCAGCUUAUUUAUGAUUACUAUUUCUGACAUUGUUUGCUGAUUUAUUGUAAUUUUUUUAUCUUGAAAGGUGGUCCUCUCUCAAAAUGGUUUGCUGACGACUGUUGCAUACAAGCUGGGUCCUGACCAACCCACAGUGUACGCUUUAGAGGUGAUUGCAAAAAUAGAAAUAGAGAGCCAAAAUUGAGACAUGUGAUAGAAAUAGUUUGGGGGUUACCUGAGUCAGACUAGUACCUAGUCAUGUAGCAAUAGCAAUCAAUUUAAGUAGUGUUUUGUUGGAAGAUUACAGUUAAUUAAAGCCAACUUGGCUCGUUAAGAGUACCCACCACUUUUCCCCAUAUCACAGGAAUGCAAUUUUCUUUCUAUUUCAGGGCUCAGUUGCCAUCACUGGUGCUGCUGUGAAGUGGCUGAGAGAUAACCUCAAUCUUAUCAGCUCAGCAUCAGAGAUUGGUAAACUACAAAUCUAACAUAGCUUAUUCCUACUGUUGCACAAGCUGUGUGCUGCAGUGCCCUCACUUACACCAGGUCCUUGUUUCUUAUGUACCUGAACAUCCUUUGGAAAUAUCACCACCUUGGUGUUCAUCAUCAUCAUGGGGGUUUCAUGUGCAUGAUUUUUUUCAUGCUUUAAGAGCAUGGGUCACUUUUGUAGUGAUCAUGGAUACUCUUGUUGAAGUCAGCUUUGUUAUGCAUUGUUUUGUGAAGCUACAUAGCCUCAAUGCCUGCAGUUUUUGCUGGUCUUGACCAGUGGCUUAAUUGGCCAUAUCCUUGGGCGAAGCACAUCAUAAUCUGGGGUGCAUCAUUUGGCAUCCUGGUUAUGUGUGGCAUGAAUUUCAUGUGUUGCUUCUUAGCAAACACACCAAUUCAGGUGGUUUUGGCAAUCUGUAGGAUGUCCUCAUCGCUGAAUUUCCAGGCCCAGUUCUGGCUCAGUCACACCUGGUUCCUAUUCCUUACGUACCUGAGCAUCCUUUGGAACUAUCACCACCUUGGUGGUGGGCUAGAAUCCAUGCCUGAUUUUCCAGGACUAUGAAAAAUUCAGCUUUGUUCAACACCUUUCUCCGAAACAAAUCUAUACCCCCUUCCCUAAACCAACAUUAACCCUAACUUGUUAUCAGUUUACUGUUGUUGGGUUAGGGAAGGGGCAGGUGUGCAGUUGCCAAGAUACUGACAUUGAUUUAAGACGUUUAUACAAAAGUUGUCCAAACCAACUACAAAAUGGAAGUGGCCACUGCUAAUGGUUGUGAACUUACAGCUUGAUGCAUGACGUAGUGAAUCUUAUUUUAUUUUAGAAACCUUAGCAGCCAAAGUAGAGAGUUCAGCUGGUGUGUACUUUGUUCCAGCAUUCUCUGGUUUGUAUGCUCCUUAUUGGCAGACAGACGCAAGAGGGUGGGUCAAUAAAAAUAAGCACUAUUUUUUCUACUGUUGUAGACUUCAAUAGCUUUUGUACAAAAUAAAUGUUUUAGGUAUACAAUGUUGUAUUUCUAUAUUAUAUAUUUAGCACAAAUGGACUCCUAUCUCUAUCUUUUCUAUAUAAAAUGUGAUGGAGGAAAAAGAAGACUGGCUAGAAAGACCCAAAUUCAUUUUGACAAAGUAUUUCUUACUCCUUUAAACCCCUAAGAGUGACUAGCAUCUAAUUUCUCCUUACAAUAUCACCCCUGAAUCACACAGCCAGGUCAUGAGAAUAAAGAAAAUGAUCACCAACUAAAGAAGCUCUUGAUUGUUUGACAAAUUCUCCUUGUUAACACCUUAAGAAAUGAAUAGGAAACAGUAUGGAGAAUAUGCUUACUGAUGUUAGGGCGUAGAGGGUUAAUGCAGCCUUGUGUAUCUUACCCAACUCUUUUGUCUUUUCCUCUUGUUUAACAGUGAUAGUACAUGAAGCUCAAAUACCCAAACAUUUAAUCGUCUCCUAAUACUGCUCUGUGUUUUCUUAGAGUAAUCAUAGGAUUGACCCAGUUUACCAACAAGGCACACAUAGCAAGGGCCACUCUAGAAGCAGUGUGCUUCCAGACACGCGAGGUAAGGGUUGGAGUUGAUGGAGGGAGUCUUUUCUUGUAAUUUCUGCCAUCUUGAUUGUAACCUACCAACUGCAGUAACAGGUCACCUAUCUUAGCCAUAUACCUCCUAUAAUUGUAAUUACAGCCACCCCAUCACAACCUCAGUCAUCUGAUCUGACUUACUGCCUAUAUAUCACAAUCAUGGAUUACCCUCAGUCCACUUUGUUUAGUCACAGUCCUCCCAUCUUAGCCAUGGUUCUCUAUUGUAACCACAGUCAACCAUUCUAUCUAUAAAAUAGUUAGUUUAUUGUAACUGCAACCAUGGUUUCUCCCUUAAGUUAUAACUAUGGGUUGACCAUGUUAACCACAUAUUUACGAAGUUAAAGACAGACACCCCUAAGAAAUGAAUUUCAAUUUUCUCCAUUAUCCAGCAAAUAGGUAAUAAAAAUACACAAACUUAUCAAGUAAAAGUUAUCUUGAUCUAACACCAAAUUCAAAUGUAACUAAUUUACAAGGAAAUGUGUAGCAGCUAGAGGGGAGAAUUAAGAAUUAGAUCUUGGGAGUUGAAGGGUCGAGAAAGUCCCUCUCCUUUUUUUCUUUAACUUUGCAUCCAUUUAAUGACAGCAAACCUCUUAUAUUACUCAUUUAAUAAGCACAUUACCAUAUAGAUGUAUUCAAUAAUUUUUUUUUUACACUGUUAGCUCUUGGAUGCCAUGAACAUGGAUUGUGGGAUACCGCUUGCAUCUCUUCAAGUUGAUGGUGGUAUGACGGUGAACAACUUGUUGAUGCAGCUUCAAGCUGAUAUCCUGGGAAUUUCUGUAGGUAAGUAGGUCAUCAACUUGCUCAUUUUAAUCCUUUGACCCCUUACAAGUGAUUAGCCUUUAAUUUCUUCUUGUAUUAUCACCACUGAAUCAAACACGAGGCUCAUGAGAAUAAAGGAAAUGAUCAACUUGAGAUUUGUUUGAAUAUUGAAAACCCUCUUCUUGCAAAAGCUGUAGGAAAUGUGUAAGAAACAGUAUGAAAGUACACACUGAAGGUUUAGGACAGCACAUUUGAAGUGGUCUUUUACAGGAGGUUCAAAACAUAUGUGAGAGAGUUUUAAUUGGUUAUAAUUGAUUAAAGGGGCUAGUUUGCUUUUGUUUGUUUGUUUGGCAGUACGUCCAACAAUGCCAGAAACCACAGCCCUGGGGGCAGCAAUGGCUGCUGGUAUGGCCAAAGGAGUAGAAGUGUGGACUGUUCACGCAGAGGACAAGUCUCAAAUAAACACUGAUAUCUUUGAGCCAGCUGUUGAUACUCAUGGUGAGAUUACCUUUCGUUUACCUGUUUCUUAGAUGUAGACUGUUCAGUUUAUCUCUGUCCACUGGACCAUGUACAAUGGUUGUAAACUUAAAACUCUGUUGAUCCCUUAACUCCUAAGAUCUGAUUAGUAAUUCUCCUUACUGUCAACCAUACAGUUCUUGUGAUGUUAGUUUGGAGAAUUUGGUAUUGGAUCAACUUACAAUCCCUCAAUUGAUAUUUUUCGUUAUUCUCGUCACUUGUCUGCUUGAUUUUGCAUUGAUAUUGUCAGGAGAAAUUCUGUCUUGGUCACUCAUGGGAGUUAAAGGGUUAACCCCUAAGAGUGACUUGCAUCUUAUUUCUCCUUACAAUAUCACCCUGAAUCAAACUUUAAGGUUACAAAAAUAAAGGAAAUUAUCACCCACCAAGGAGGCUCUUGAUUGUUUGACAAAUUCUCCUUGUCAGCAUCUUGGGAAAUGUGUGGAGAACAGUAUGGAAAUGAUGCAUACUGAUCUUAGGGUGUAAAGGGUUUGGCUGGAGAGCAAAAUUUAAUAUUAGAUAUGGGUAAUAUAACUCAUUAUGGCUAACAAGCUAAUUAAGCUGUGUAGAGAUAGGUAAUAAUCUGUUUUAAUUUUUAGUCAUUCAAUUGAAUUUCUUUUUUGUUCAAAGCUCGAGAUCACCAUUAUGCUCGAUGGAAGAAGGCUGUUCAGAGAACCAUGAAAUGGGAAGUGGAUGAUGUUGAGAACCAAGGUAACAAAAGCAAGUUGUAUUCUGUAAUUUUAACAUUAAAUCAAUGCAAGAUGGUUUUAAAUGCAUGUGGAAGAACAUUGUUUUUGUUGAUGUUGUCUUUGAUCACUAUCCUGGAUGUGGUCUGAUGAGGUCUAUAUAACACUGUCGCAGAUCAUAGAAGAUCUCAUGCCCACUAACAGAGGAAUUUGUUGUGCCAGUAACAAUGGAAAUACAGCUAAUAAUUAAUAAUAGCUUUUUGCAUGGCCAUGGCUGUAGGUUUGCAAUCAAAUAAUUGAAAGGGAAAUGAAAACUUCUUUGCUUACGAGAUGCACCCAUUUUAUCUUUUUAAUGCACUUUUUGCAUUAAUAACCAUCUAACUGGUCAUAAUCUUUCUAGCGAGAAGUUGUUCAAAUCCUUCACAUGAUGACUGUAACUUUGCUAAGGAAAAUAGUGAACCGAUGACAGUUGACUUAUAACCAGCAAAUGCCUCUCAUGAUCUGUGAUGGCUAUCUUUGGAGCCUUUUUGAGACUGUUAACUGUGAUAUGACAAGAUAAGAACUUAGUGCUGACUGUUAACCUGCAGUGAUCUUUGAAUUAUGAUAUUCAUUGUCACUUCAUUCAAUAAUUAUGUAACCAUGAGAAGCUGUAAUGAGAAAUUUAACAUUAGGUUUAAGUGUUAUAUUUUACGUAUUACUUGAGGUGUGAUAUGAAUUAACCUCCAUGAUACUAUUAUUUAUGAGUUGGGGAGAAAAUAUCCACAUGUCAGGCAUUUCUGAACAGUCUUUCAUCAACACUUAUCAAAAAUGUGACUUUUCCAAACAUUUGAUUAAGAAAAUGCAAUCUACAAAAUUGAGAUCUCUGGUUCAGUAACAGAUACAACAGAAUUAACAUGGCUUUGAUUUUGCUAAUCUACAAUUAGCUGAUACCAUAACUUGCAGAGUAACCAGCUUAAAAAGCAGCAUUAAUUGUGUGUUUUUGAGUAAUCUACCACAUUCCAAAUUCAUGUUCUGUCACUUGCAUCUCCUCAACAAGAAUAUGGGUGAAAAAUUCAAUUCUCAUAAGAGGUGUCACCUUCAAAACUAUCACCUGCCCUCUUGUCAGCUUUUGGAAUAUUGCCUUCAGAUUCAACUGCGAACACUGCCAGUAUGUUAUAACUAGAUGUACAAAACUCAAGGGUUUUUGAUGACCUCAUAACAAAUAUUUGUCCUAUUUAUUCAAAUGUAGAUGUUAUUAUUAUAGUGUUUGCAGCAGAGACCCAUGUAACAUCCAGAAAGUAUGAAAACAAAACAACAUCAACCACAAAUUUAGGUCAUUACAUGGGAUGCCUGUUGCAGACCACAUUAAGAAUUUGCUUGGGUGUCGUCAUAGUUAGAUAUGGAAGUUAGCCAUGUGCUUGUGCUUCUAACUGAAGUUAUGCCCUGCUGGUUGGGAUUACUACUUAGAUGGGUCACCACACAUUAUCCCAUGUUGUUGAUCUUUUUUCUAGUCUUUAUUUUUCAAUUUUAUUCCUGUACUCUGAAAAGUCGGCAUCAAAUUUAUUAUUUUCCACAUAGAACCCGAGUGACUGUAGAUAACGACCAAUACAUUCCAUGUUAACACCUUCAGGCAUUUUGUUUGAUUUGGUUUUCCUGCAAUUUUACUCAGGACUUUCACUUUAUUUUUAGUAUGUCAUUUCAAAUUUUUCACUGCACAGUUCAUGUUGUUUUAGGUUGAAAGCACAAAAGGUGUGUUAACAGAGAAGUUAUUGUGGAGGUCAGAUUGGCACAAUUUGUUCUUUUAUUUGUGUUCAGUUGUUUUCCAUAGUAUCAGCUUGUUUUUUUGUUGGGUUUUUUUUUGUGAAAGGUGAAUAUUUUCAUUUCUACUUUGUCACAUCAUUGCAUUUUUAGUUUGUUUAUGUGAAAAACACUUUGCAUGAAAUAUCAGAAACUGGAUUUUAACUUAGUACAGUACAUUUGUAGUGAUUUUUUUUUGGUCACAAGUUGAGGUUUGAUUGCCGGUUUAAUACAAAACAAAGAAUCACAGGCACAAGAUCAAAUGUUGCAGUUUUUGUUGUUUGUGCUUGUAUGUCACAGUGAGCAGACCAGUUCAAACUCUGGAGUGUUCACUGCUUCAAUGUCAAGACUCAAACAACUAGGCCUAUCUAAGAUUGGAUACCUAUCUUUUCAAGAGCAGCAUCAAAGUUGAAUUCAAUCCAACCCAUAUUAAUUUAGUGUGGCUCAAAUGUUAGUCAUGCGGUGAUCAUAGGCUAACUUCAGUCACUGCUCCAUUCAUCAGUCACAUUCAUUUAAGAUACAUAAAGAUUGAAAGUAUUAUUGCAUCAGGUUCGUCAUAUGAGAAGUUCAGCAUGUGAUUCAAUGGUGGUCCACUGCUGUUAUUCCUUACUAAACUCUGCACAAAGAAUGGCCGAGUUGAGCUAAAUUCAACUGGCCUUUUCAGAUUUUUUCUAACAUCCUGGGACUGGUAAAUCAAAAGGUGGAUAAUGCUGUUCAACAGACAAAUUGCUAUCAAGUGGAUAAGUGUUAACAAAACGUACUGCACAAGACACCGGAUAGAGAUUUAUCCAGUGGAUAGCAUUGUCCAUGCUUUAAACAACCAUAGUUGGGACUGUUUCUCAUGAACUUGAUAACACAUGAUUCUGUAAUUAAAAUGUUUCAUUAUUGCACUUAACAUGAGAUAUAUUUGGCUCAAUGUCAAGAAUGUGCAUUUCCCAAGAUCUGAUUGUUAAUUCUCCCCUCUUGCUGCUACACAUUUCCUUAUAAAUUAGUUACAAGAAUUCAGUGUUAGAUCAAGAUAACUACUUUACUGAUGAGUUUGAGUAUUCUCAUUAUCAGUUUGCUGGAUAAUGUAUGAACAUUGUAGAGAGAAUCUACCCAUCAAUCACCUGAGAGUUAAAGGGGUUAUCCUACAUUUUUUUAAACCUGCUUUUUUUUCCUUUUUCUUUCAGAUUUACCCCAGUCAUCCUCUGCAGUUGUGGGACCCAUACUUUUUAUAUUUGGUAGUUUAGCAAUAGGCUUGAUUGCCUCUAAACUAAGAUAGCAGUUAAAGAGAGAAGAUAUCUAAUUGAAUGAAUGAUUUAGUAUUAAUUUAUUACAAAAUUUAUUUUCGAUGAAAUUACUAAUUGUGUCCAUGAGAUUUAGCCACAAAGGGGUUAAGUGAAUGAAGUAUUUUUUUUUCAUGUUGAAGUAUGUUUUGGCGUGUAUGUGGCAUAUAUUGUCAGUAUUAUUACCAUAUUAUCAAUGUUGAGAAAGGGUUGGGUUUAAUAUGUUAACCUCUGUUAUGUAGCUCCAAGGAUUGUCAGUUUUAGAGCAAUUUUGUGAUUGAGUGUCAAAAGUCAUCUGGAAUUGCUUUGGUUUUAAUUUACUUUGCUUUGUGGUCUACAAAGCUUGCUCCAUCCUCUCAACUAAUCACAUUGAAAUCUAAAACCAAACAGGACUUAGUCAUUCUUGCCCCCCUACCCCUACUACGUUAUGCAGAUUGGUUGUUUAUUAUGAGCUCUCAUUGAAUCUUUGUCACGUUUUCCCUUCUUCCUCCUUCCUUCCUUCUGAUUAUUUUGGUUUUGGUUUAAUGACGCUCACUCGAGAUUUGCUCUAUUCAUCACCUGAAGUAUUUAAACCCUUCCUCCUAAGAUCAGAGUAGAUGUUCUCCCCUCUAGAUGCCAUAGAAUUCCUUGUAAGUUAGGCAGGAGAAUUUGGUGUUACAUCUAACAUGACCAUCUGACCGAUAACUUGGGCAAUUCUCAACACCUGUUUGCUGGAAGUUGUAUUGACAGUUUAGGGAGAAGUGACAUUUUAGUCACCCCAGAGUGAAAGGGACAAUUGUUACAAUGGCAUGAGAGUAUGUUUGUUUUUCUUCUGCCACGACUUUCUUUUGGAAACAACAAUUUAUUUAUCCAUCAGAUUUGAGUAUAGGACAAAUUCAGUUACUUUUGUAACAACUGAACUCAUAAUCACGUUUGAAACAUUAAAACAACAAUAUUGAAG